ACAACGAUGUACUCAUAAAGCUGUUAAUGGUUGCACCGAGUUUGCAGUGUGGCGGCUUUUUACAUGGAAUUGUGUUAUCUAAUAAAUCGAAAAAGUUAUUAUUGACGUCCGAGCACCAGUAAAAAGUGAUUAUCGGUGUGUUCAGCGCAACUCGAUAUUUCCGACUAAAUGGAUACGGGAAAGUGCUGAACAUGACUCCAUUGGCGCCGUGGUUCUUCCGAUAUACGAACGUUACUGAGUAGUUCGUGGUUGCCAGACUUCAUUCGUCCAGACUGUUUUUCAUUUUGACAAAGCCAACUGCUGCUAGAAGACACGGAAUACAAUAUUUAUUUUUCUUGUGGAAAAUAGUAUGAAUUUCAUCAUGACAGUUCGCUUUAAAUUGUAAACGUUCAUAUUAUCUAGGUAACGGUACGUUUUAACGAAGCAGCUAGCUAGGUAGCUAACGUUAGCCAAGCAGCCAGCUGUCUAGCAUUAGCAUUUUUUGUCUGUCAUUUAAAAAGCUAGCACUGACAGCUAGUUUUAUGCUAGUUAGCAUAAGUGUUCUCUCUGAAGUAGCUAACGUUAGCUGGUUAGCUAUAAAAAUGACAAUUAUAGCAACAGGUUGCUAUAUUGCAGAAAUUACAAGUUAAAUAUACCCAGCAAUUUAUUUAGGCAGUGUUUCUGCUGUCAGUCUAUUAGCUAACGUUAACCUAGAUACGUUUUCUCAUAAAUCUGUCAUGAGUUGGCUGGCUUGUUGAUACGCGUAGCGUUAGCUAACGCUAGCUAGUUUUCAAAACAGCUCGCUGGACUCAACAAGCGGGACGAAAAUGCGGGCUUUACGUGGAAACUGAUUAACUAACAAACUUCAGUGGAUCAAACAAGCAUAAGGUGUUUUUAAAAGUUUGCUGUUUACGCCAUUAUUUGAAGUUGCAGAAGAUUUUGAUGCUCCUGGGCUGGGAGACAUAGCCCACUUGUGGAAACCCUAAAUCUGUCGUUGGUGCACAUGUCCAAAAAUAUUUUUACGAUACAGUUGAUGCUUCAAAAUGUCGGCUAUCUCUGCGUCUGAGAAAGUGGACGGGUUCACGCGAAAAUCAAUGAGGAAGGCCCAGAAACAGAAGAAAUCUCAAGGGUCGUCCCAGUUCCGAACUCAAACUUUUACCGAGCUUUCACCCUUGCCGCAGCUCAAAGAUGCACCCUCCACGGAGCAGCAGGAGCUGUUCAGCCAGAAGCUCCAGCAGUGCUGCAUGCUGUUUGACUUCAUGGACUCUGUCACCGACCUGAAGAGCAAGGAGAUCAAGCGGGCCACGCUCAACGAGCUGGUGGACUACGUCUCCACCAACAGGGGCGUCCUGGUAGAGACAGCCUAUCCGGAGAUCUCAAAUAUGAUCUGCACCAACAUAUUCCGGACUCUUCCGCCAAGUGACAACCCUGAUUUUGACCCAGAGGAGGACGAGCCUACUCUCGAGGCCUCGUGGCCACACAUACAGCUUGUCUACGAGUUCCUCCUGCGAUUCUUGGAGAACCCAGACUUUCAGCCCAGCAUCGCCAAGCGCUACAUUGAUCAGAAGUUUGUGCUGCAGCUCCUGGAACUGUUUGACAGCGAGGACCCCCGGGAGAGGGACUUCCUGAAGACGGUCCUGCAUCGGAUCUACGGGAAGUUCCUCGGGUUGCGGGCUUUCAUCAGGAAGCAGAUCAACAACAUCUUCUUGCGGUUCAUCUACGAGACUGAUCACUUCAACGGAGUGGCUGAACUCCUGGAGAUACUGGGGAGCAUCAUCAAUGGCUUUGCACUGCCAUUGAAGGCGGAACACAAGCAGUUCCUGAUGAAGGUGCUCAUCCCCAUGCAUACCGCCAAAGGACUGGCCCUGUUCCACGCACAGCUGGCCUACUGUGUCGUCCAGUUCCUGGAGAAGGACCCCACCCUCACAGAGCCGGUGAUUCGGGGGCUGUUGAAGUUUUGGCCCAAAACCUGUAGCCAGAAGGAGGUGAUGUACCUGGGGGAAAUGGAGGAGAUCCUGGAUGUCAUUGAGCCCACCCAGUUCAAGAAGAUCCAAGAGCCCCUGUUCAAGCAGAUCUCCAGAUGUGUGGCCAACCCCCACUUCCAGGUAGCGGAGAGAGCCCUCUACUUCUGGAACAACGAGUACAUCCUGAGCCUGAUUGAGGAGAACAUCGACAAGAUUCUGCCUAUCAUGUUUGGUAGCCUGUACAGAAUCUCCAAAGAACACUGGAACCCGACGAUUGUAGCUCUGGUCUACAACGUGCUGAAGACCCUGAUGGAGAUGAACAGCACACUAUUUGAUGAGCUGACAGCCUCCUACAAAUCAGACAGACAGCGGGAGAAGAAGAAGGAGCAGGAGAGGGAGGAGCUGUGGAAGAAGCUGGAUGAGCUGAAGCUGAGUGACGCAGCGGCUCUGGUGCAGAACAACAGCCACGGGCUCCAGAACGCUGCCCAGAACAACAACAACAGCAACAACAACAAUCACCAAGGAAACCAGGAGAAGGGCACCGCUGUCAUCGCAACGGACCAUGAAGACCCUGUCGUCGCCAUGGAUACCGCAGAGAAUGUCAAGGGCGUCAAAAGUGCCAAAUGACACAGGACUCCAUUUUGUACUCUGUAACGGUUUCCAGGCCGUCUGAGAACUGUCAGGGAGGGGCUUGGGGGUGACGGGGAGGAGGAGCUUGAGAAAAUAGCCACACAAAAAAAAAGAGAGAUAAACCUCAUCAGUAUGUUAAAUCUAUAUACAGUAAAACUACUUCAAAUGCCAGAAAUUCUCCAUUGGCAGAAAACGUAUAUUUCAACUUAAGACUAUUUUGGGAUGUUACAGUGUGACCACAGUAUAUUGGUAAGCUUUUUUUGUCUGAUCAAAGAAUUUAUCCUUUCACAUUUAGUUUCUUAACUGAGAAAUGUUUUUUUUUGGGGGGGGUGAUAUUCAAUGUAUGAAAAUAUAGGAGGGGGAGAAAAUGACUUGAAAAUAACCUUUCUGAUUGUGCUGCACUUCGAGAAGCUAAAUGGCUAUUUUAAGAUUUGUCUAUUUUGUAUGUGCUUUCAUCACUGCUGCCAACAGAGGGGUGCAAACUGUAAGGAAGAGGGGGUCGGGGGCGAGCUUUGGA
Salmo salar (Atlantic salmon) is the source of this 3090-nucleotide messenger RNA. Its product is annotated as serine/threonine-protein phosphatase 2A 56 kDa regulatory subunit alpha isoform. Gene Ontology annotation, cellular component: cytosol; nucleus; protein phosphatase type 2A complex. NCBI's taxonomy places the organism in Eukaryota, Metazoa, Chordata, Actinopteri, Salmoniformes, Salmonidae. Gene Ontology annotation, molecular function: protein phosphatase activator activity. The record is from RefSeq and is a predicted model, not a curated record. Gene Ontology annotation, biological process: signal transduction; protein dephosphorylation.